AUGCCGAUCCACUGUGACUUAAUAAGUCCCACUGAACGUCCUUCCCACUGUUACAUGCUCGACAUUCUGCAAACACUGUCUCCUGCUAAUCCAGGAUUUCACAAGAUUCUAAUCACUAACGAGUAUCCUCGCUUUCUACAGCUUUAUCGUAAAACUACUGCUUUACUCCUUCAAGGACACGUUCUACUGUCUUCUGUCUUCCUGCCUUUGUACAUCUCCGGAAGUGCUUCUACGACUGACCUAGAUGCGGUCACCAGAUUGACACCUCUUUGUCGACCCAGUAUUCCUAGAGUGGGUAAUUUAGGUCCUCAUCUCCGUCCUCAGUCUUAUCCGUCUCCUGUAUCAUGGACGCCUUCUGACGACUACCGCUCCUUCCAGCAGCGCGAAAUGCGUGAUAUCGGUUGCUACAUCGAACGAUCCCUUGCAAAUAACGUUUACAUACCCUUAUUCCAAGUCAACACCAUUCCGUGUCGUGUUCAUUCUGUGGUUGCUCUGAUGAAACUACGUCUCAUUUUUUCUGCAGUUGUCCUCACAAAGUCGUACUGUGAACGCUGGUUCUCCAUAAGCUCAUUCCAGGAUUAUCCUGCUCACUUACUCAAAUUGAACAAUCCAUGCUAA
Molecule: messenger RNA, 618 nt
Organism: Rhizopus microsporus ATCC 52813
Lineage: Eukaryota; Fungi; Mucoromycota; Mucoromycetes; Mucorales; Rhizopodaceae
Exons: 3
Coding region: 1-618 (205 amino acids)
Source: RefSeq, a predicted model, not a curated record